UUUAAAAAAUAUAUCUAAUUUUGUUGUUGUUCUUCUUCUCUCCCUCUUUCAUCCGACGUUUGCUUUUUUCUCCGGCGAGACCACGCGACUUCUUCUUCUUCUCUCCGUCGUUUCAGUUUGGGUUGCAGAGCGAGACCGAUCGCCGGAGAGCGAGACGAUAAAGCUCAAUCGCGUGCGCGGGGUUCGGUUUUAGUAAUUUCACCCGUGAGACAAAGGAUUAGAAAAAACCUCAUUUUAAAAAAGUAGGGCAAAUCUCAAAAACAUCAUGGUUUUGGCCUCACUGGUGUUCCCUUACAGAAAGUUUUCAUUGUUCCUCCAUUCUUCCAGAGUGAUUUCAUGUCAACGCUCGUGCGCUCUUCUAUCUCAAUUGCUUUUUUCUACUCACAUUGUCGGUGAUAAGCCGGUUCUUGUUCGGGAUUUCAUACACUCCGCAUUAUAUGAUCCAAAUCAUGGAUACUUCGCUCACCGGUCACGGUCGGUUGGAGUUCUGGAACACAGCAUUAAGUUCAAUCAACUUGAAGGCAGGAAAGCUUAUAUGAGGUACUUGGAUAAAAUUUACAAGCAGAGUGACAUAUCAUGGUUUACUCCAGUGGAGAUUUUUAAGCCUUGGUAUGCCCAUGGGAUUGCUGAAGCAAUCAUGCGUACUGCUAAUCUUUCUGUUCCACUAAAAAUAUAUGAAAUUGGUGGCGGAUCAGGAACGUGUGCAAAGGGGAUAAUGGAUUACAUAAUGUUGAAUGCACCUACAAGAGUUUACAACAAUAUGACUUAUAUCUCAGUGGAAAUAAGUCCAUCAUUAGCAGAGAUACAAAGACAAACUGUUGGAGAGGUUCGUAGUCACCAAUCAAAAUUCAGAGUAGAGUGCCGUGAUGCUGUUGACUUGAGUGGAUGGGGAGACGUGGAGGAGCAGCCAUGUUGGGUAAUUAUGCUUGAGGUACUAGACAAUCUUCCUCAUGAUCUUAUUUACUCAGAAAAUCAGGUUUCCUCAUGGAUGGAAGUAUGGGUAGAAAAGCAACUUGACAGGGAAUCACUUGUGGAAUUAUAUAAGCCACUGCAAGACCCUCUUAUUAAGCGUUGUCUAGAUAUUGUGAAUUUCACUGAAAAUGACCAUGCCAAAAGCAGUGUUUUAUCAAAGGCAAAAGGCAUUUGGUCUAAAGCUUUUCCAAAACCCAGAAGAUCUUGGCUACCAACUGGAUGCUUGAAUCUACUCGAAGUGUUGCAUCGUGUGCUACCAAAGAUGUCGUUAAUUGCCUCAGACUUUAGUUACUUACCUGAUGUGAGGAUAGCUGGUGAAAGAGCACCAUUAGUUUCAACCAAAGCAAAUGGAAGCAGCUCAGACUAUGAAAGCUAUUUAGAUGCAACGGGUGAUGCUGACAUCUUCUUCCCCACAGACUUUGUAUUACUGGAACAGAUUGACCAUUAUUGUUCUGGAUGGCUGAAAUUACAUGAAGAUAAAAAGCCAAAGAUGGGGAAAAAGAGGCGAACAAUAAUUCUUGACACUUCAUCUUUCAUGGAAGAGUUUGGAUUGCCAUCAAAGACGAGAUUGAAGGAUGAUUACAAUCCCCUUCUGGAUGACUUCAAGAACACUAAAUUUUAUCUCAGCGUUCCAACAUACAACAUCAAGUAGUAGAGGUAGUGAGGAGGCUUAGGACAAUUAUGUGAUGGAAAAUUUUGAAUUCUUUCUUUCUUUUCAUAGCGUUUUGUAUGCCUUAGAAAUCAGAACAUGGAAUCUCUUUAGACGAGAAAAAAGGUUAUCGAAAUUGAUAGUUGGGACGGGAUGAACAUCAUCAUCGAGUCGCCUCUAAAGCAGAAGAGUGGUUUGGAAGUUUUCUUUUCUGGACAUGGUAACGAUUGAAAUGCUGGAGAGAUCAUUUCCACGCAAGAGGUCAUAAACAUAUACUCUGAAAUAUUGAUUUUCAUCAGAUUUAAGAGGAGGAUGUCACCAGGUUCCGGGCCUUGGAGCGGGCACGGUUAUAGAGAUUCAGUUAUUUAAAAAAAUAGUGUGAAAUGAAAUGAAAAGGAGGAAAGUAGGCAGCUGCAACUGCAAUCACUGGGAGCAUCUAGUCAUGGAAGUAGUUAAUUUCAUGCAGAAGAGAGUUCUUUUUGUUUACUCAAAACUAAUUAUGGGAAAAUAAAAAGCAUCUAUUCAUUCUUUUGUAUGCCAUUUAAGCAAUGACUUUCUAUUUAUUUAUAAAGAAUGGGGAAUGACAAUGAAAUUAUCUUGUACUUGAA
Molecule: messenger RNA, 2229 nt
Organism: Benincasa hispida (wax gourd)
Lineage: Eukaryota; Viridiplantae; Streptophyta; Magnoliopsida; Cucurbitales; Cucurbitaceae
Product: NADH dehydrogenase ubiquinone complex I, assembly factor-like protein (DUF185)
Cellular component (GO): mitochondrion
Molecular function (GO): protein-arginine omega-N symmetric methyltransferase activity
Source: RefSeq, a predicted model, not a curated record